Limanda limanda (common dab) is the source of this 717-nucleotide messenger RNA. It is a transcript of the gene rcan3, whose product is annotated as regulator of calcineurin 3. Gene Ontology annotation, molecular function: nucleic acid binding; calcium-dependent protein serine/threonine phosphatase regulator activity. Bases 1 to 717 code for a protein of 238 amino acids. The record is from RefSeq and is a predicted model, not a curated record. Gene Ontology annotation, cellular component: nucleus; cytoplasm. NCBI's taxonomy places the organism in Eukaryota, Metazoa, Chordata, Actinopteri, Pleuronectiformes, Pleuronectidae. The transcript has 4 exons. Gene Ontology annotation, biological process: calcium-mediated signaling.
AUGCUGCGAGAGAGCUCCAAGGCGUCGAGCAACGGCACCGAGGCCUACAGCAGCGAUCCCGGGGAAGAUGAGGAUGAGGAGGAGGAAGAGGACAUGGUGGUCGGGGAGAACGAUCAGGACGGCGUGGCGGACGAGCUGAUGGAUCUGAGCGACCUGCCCACGUCGCUCUUUGUAUGCAGUGUCCACGAGAGUGUGUUCGAAGACGACGUGCACAGGGAGAGGUUUGAGGCGUUGUUUAGGAUCUACGACGAACAGACGACAUUCCAGAUGUUCAAAAGCUUCCGGAGAGUCCGGAUCAACUUCGGCACCCCCGAGGUCGCUGCCCGCGCCCGCAUUGAGCUCCACGAGACAGAAUUCAACGGCCAGAAGCUGAAACUCUACUUUGCCCAAGUCCAGAACGGCGAUGAGAACAUCGACAAGUCGUACCUGGCCCCCCCGCAGCCCGUCAAACAGUUCCUGAUCUCACCGCCUGCCUCGCCACCCGUGGGCUGGAGCCAGAGCGAGGACGCCACGCCCGGCAUCAACUACGACCUGCUGUGUGCCGUAGCCAAGCUCGGACCUGGUGAUAAGUAUGAGCUCCACGCGGGGACAGAGUCCACCCCCAGCGUGGUCGUCCACGUGUGCGACAGCGAGACAGAGGAGGACGAGGCGGCGCGGCCAAAGCAGCAGAUCGUCCAGACCAGACGUCCGGACGGGCCCCCCAAAGUCUUCAACUAG